This is a messenger RNA of Cololabis saira (Pacific saury), 4172 nucleotides long. Its product is annotated as interferon regulatory factor 2-binding protein 1-like. Bases 1351 to 2964 code for a protein of 537 amino acids. The transcript has 2 exons. NCBI's taxonomy places the organism in Eukaryota, Metazoa, Chordata, Actinopteri, Beloniformes, Belonidae. Gene Ontology annotation, biological process: regulation of transcription by RNA polymerase II. Gene Ontology annotation, cellular component: nucleus. Gene Ontology annotation, molecular function: transcription corepressor activity. The record is from RefSeq and is a predicted model, not a curated record.
CAUUUCACUUCCUUCCACACUGGCCGACGCGGACGAGCCGAGACGAACUGAGACAAAAACGCUGCAAAGUUGCUGCUGUCGCGGCCGCUAGCCCGGAAUCGAACCCGCGCCCACCGCGGAGUUUUAAUGCGCGGGAUGCGGGGCGGGGAGUGAGGCUGCGGGGAGUGAAGGGGAGUGAGGUGCGGGUUCCAGAGCUGCGGGUUCGAGGCUCAAGGGCUGCGGAGCGGGUUAGUGCGGGGCUGUGAGGGGUUGAGGGUUCGAAGCUCCAGGCUCAAGGGCUGCGGAGCGGGUUAGUGCGGGGCUUCAAGGGGUUGAGGGUUCGAGGCUCCAGGCUGUUCCAGAUUAAGGGUUCCAGGUUCAGGUUUCCAGGUUUCUAGGGUUCCAGGGUUGCAGAUUUAAGUCAAAUCAAGUCAAAUUUUAAUGAAAUAGCAAAUGUACAAACGGCCAAAGUGCUUAAAUGCUUCACAGGGAGAUUUUUCAGAUGCUUUAGAAAGAAAUAAGAAAAGAAAAGGGUUAAAAGAGAAAAUCUGGGUAAAACAAUAUAAAAAAGACACUAAUUUAAAGCAAAGGGAGAAAAGGAGAGUCUUUAACUGAGAUUUAAAACUAUUUACAGACUGGGCAGGUUAGGAUUCUGGGAUUCUAACGUUCCAGGUUAGAGUUCCAGGUUCCAGGGCCGCAGGUUCAGGGUUUAAGGGUUUAGGGUUUAGGGUACCAGGGCCGCAGGUUCAGGAUUCUAGGUUCCAGGUUAGAGUUCCAGGGCCGCAGGUUUAAGAGUUUAGGGUUUAGGGUACCAGGGCCGUAGGUUAAGGGUUUAAGGGUUUAGGGUUUAGGGUACCAGGGCCGCAGGUUCAGGAUUCUAGGUUCCUGGUUAGAGUUCCAGGGCCGUUUGCUGCAGGUUUAGCGUUUAAGGGCUCGGCCGUAGGUUCAGGGUUUAAAGGUUCCAGGGUACCAGGGCCGUUUGCUGCGGGUUUAGGGUUCCAGGGUUCUCCAGGUUACCAGGACCGCAGGUUAAGGAUUCUAUGGUUGCAGGUUCAAGAUUAAGGGUUUAAGGGUUCCAGGGUGUUCCAGGUUCCAGUUUUCGGGUACAGAUUAAGGGUUCCAGGUUAGAGUUCCAGGUUCCAGGGCCGCAGGUUAAGGAUUCUAUGGUUGCAGGUUCAAGAUUAAGGGUUUAAGGGUUCCAGGGUGUUCCAGGUUCCAGUUUCCAGGUCCAGGUUAGAGAUCCAGGGUACCAGGACCGCAGGUUAAGGAUUCUAGGUUGUAGGUUCCAGGUCCAGGUUAAUAGUUCCAGGUUCCAGGCCCGUAGAUUAAGGGUUUAAGGGUUCUCCAGGUCCAGCUCCAGGCCCCUGCACCAUGUCGGGCGCAGCGUCGCGGCGCCAGUGGUGCUACCUGUGCGACCUGCCGAAGAUGCCGUGGGCGAUGCUGUGGGAGUUCAGCGAGGCCGUGUGCCGCGGCUGCGUCAACUACGACGGAGCCGACCGCAUCGAGCUGCUGAUCGACACGGCCCGGCAGCUCAAGAGCUCCCACGGGGUCCUGGAGCGGCCCGCGGGGGGCCCGGGGGGGCCCGGGGCCAAGCCGGGCCCCCCCGAGGCGGCGGGCCGGCCCGGCGGCCGCGGGGACUACGUGCUAACCGCCCGCCUGCCCAACGGGCUGCACCGGGCCGAGGACGAGGCCCGGCAGAGCCCCAACCCGCCCCGCCGGGCCCUGGGGGGCCCCGCGCUGCACGGGUCCCUGUCCCUGCUGGCCCCGGGCCUGGUGCCGGGCCCCCAGGGGCUGCUGGCGGGCCCCCACGGCCUGUUGGGCCUGCAGGGCGCCCGGGCCCUGCGGCCGGGCCCCAGCACCUCCCUGACCCCGGACCCGGGCUGGGCCCUGGCGGAGCUGAACGAGGUGGCCCGGGCCCGCGUGGAGGGCUGGCCGGGCCGGCCCAAGGCGGUGCGGGAGGUUCUGGGGGCGCUGAGCGGCUGCUGCCCCUUCAGCGUGCGGUUCCGGAAGGACCACGGGCUCCUGGGCCGCGUGCUAGCCUUCGACGCCGGCGCCGCGCCGGACUACGACCUGCGGGUGUUCGUGGAGUACCCGGCCGGCUCGGGCGUCAUCUUCCCCGGCGUCCCGGACGCGGCCCGGCAGAUGUUCCGCGACUCCAACAAGGACCCGGGCAAGGCGGCCAACUCGGGCCUGCGCUACGUGGAGUACGAGAAGCGGCCCGGCUCGGGCGACUGGCGCGGCCUGGCCGAGCUGCUCAGCGACCCGGUCCGGCUGUUCAAGGAGCCGCCCGUCCCCGAGGUUCUGCCCACGCCCGACCCGGUGCUGGCGCUGGCGGCCGGGCGGCCCGGCCCGGCUAAAGGCGGCGCCAGCGCGCGGCGGCGUAAAGCGUCGCCCGGCUCGGAGAACGGGGAGCCGGAGCACCCGGGCCGGGACCCGUGGCCCCGGGGCUACGCGGGUCUGGAGCCCCUGCCGGGCCUGGCCGGGCCCCAGGACCCGCCCCGGCUGCACGGCCAGCCCUCGCCCAUCUCCGCCCUGAUGGGCGUGGCCGACGGGCCCAACAUGGCCGCCAACAUGGCCGCCAGCAUGGCCGCCCACUCCUCGGCCGCCGGACACUCGUCCAGCAGCAGCCCGUCCGCCUCCACCUCGGGGCCCGCGGGGGGCCUGGGCCUGGGGGGGGCUAACGCUAACGCCGGCGGCGCGGGCGACGCGGCGCCGGCCGCGCUGCUCUGCUGCACGCUGUGCCGCGAGCGGCUGGAGGACACGCACUUCGUCCAGUGUCCGUCCGUCCCGCACCACAAGUUCUGCUUCCCCUGCACGCGCGGCUUCAUCCGCGGCCAGGGCGGCGGCGGGGAGGUGUACUGCCCCAGCGGGGAGCGCUGCCCCCUGGCCGGCUCCGCCGUGCCCUGGGCCUUCAUGCAGGGAGAGAUCUCCACCAUCCUGGCCGGGGACGCCGACGUCACCGUCAAGAAGGAGAGCGACCCCUGACCCCAGUUAUACGCGUUUCUCUAAAGCACUUCUUCUUCUCCAGCUCGGUUGUUGCUCCGUCAUCGUUGGAGCCUCAAGAGAAACCGACCAGGACAAAACUGGAACUCUGACAAACGGGAAUCUGCAGAGGGACGUCUGUCCGCCCCGGACCGACCCCAACCUGGACCCCCCAAACCUGAUCCAGAACCGAUACCAACCCCCUCGACCCCCCAGAUCCUCCAGAACCCCAACCCUCCCGGCUCCGUCAUUUCAAACUGGAACUCAGACAAACAGGAACCUGCAGAGGGACGUCUGUCCGACCUGGACCGCCCCGAUCCCGAUCCUGACCCCCCCAAACCCUCCAGACCUGAUCCAGAACCCAUACCGACCCCCGCGACCCCCCAAACCCUCCAGAACCCCAACCCUCCCGGCUCCGUCAUUUCAAACUGGAACUCAGACAAACAGGAAUCUGCAGAGGGACGUCUGUCCGGGCUCGACCUCCGACCCCGACCUGGACCCCCGAAUCCCCCCAAACCUCCCAGGACUCGAUCCCCCAACCCUCCAGAACCCUCCAGAACCCUCCAGACCUGAUCCAGACCCGAACCCGAACCCACAUCCUCCGGCUCCGUCUCCUCCACCAGCCCAGGAUUGAAAGCACACGUUAGUUUGUUUGACAAUCUGAUUCUCCUUUCCCCGUCAACUCUGUUCUUAACAGAAUAUAACGCUGUUAUCUGUUCUUAACAGAAUAUAAAGCUGUUUAUCGACAGAAAUAUUGAUUAUUGAUUGAAACUUUGACAGAAAAAUGCAACUUUUUUGUGACACGAAUGUUGAAAACCCAGAAACCAUUUAAGGAGUUAAACCGUGUAAUCUCUGAUUUUAAGGAGUUAAAGCGUGUAAUCUCUGAUUUUAAGGAGUUUAAACCGUGUAAUCUCCGAUAUUCUGUUAAAACUCCUCACGUUGUGUCAAAAAUGUGAACUUACUUUCAAUACGGCUCUGUAAUUUCUAUUUUUGAUACAAUACAAAUUUCUAUGUGUGUUUCUAGUGAGAAGACCAAAGAGCUUCGUGCUAAGUGAGUGAUUGUAUCGUAGCGUUUAAGUCACUAAUUACUUCAUUAUCACAACUACGCUUGUUUUUCUAUAUCCUUUAUGUUAUUGUGAUAAAUAAUCCCCACAAUCUGCAAUGGUUAACCCACGUAUAAAUGUGUCAAUUCUACAAUAAAUGAUGAAAUA